This is a messenger RNA of Heterostelium album PN500, 1758 nucleotides long. RefSeq lists its product as uncharacterized. NCBI's taxonomy places the organism in Eukaryota, Evosea, Eumycetozoa, Acytosteliales, Acytosteliaceae. Bases 1 to 1758 code for a protein of 585 amino acids. The record is from RefSeq and is a predicted model, not a curated record. The transcript has 3 exons. Gene Ontology annotation, molecular function: protein binding.
AUGUUAUUAAGUAGAUUGAUAUUUGAUAAUGUUCAUAUUCUACAAAGUCAAAUCGGAAGAAGACAAACCUAUAGAUGGUAUCAGAUGAUCGAUUCACCACAUCUAUUGGCAGGAAAUGGAUAUCUAAAUCAAUUGAUACAGUUUGAAGAUCUAUAUAAAGCUUGUUGUUUAGUGCCUGACUUUUAUCCUGCCAUUAGUAAUGCAAUCACCGUAGAUAGAUUGGAUAUUGUAGAGUACCUAUGGCAAAUAAUGACAUCAAUGCAACACCAACAACAGCUCAAUAGUAAUAAUGUUAAUAAUAAUAAUUAUUAUUAUAAUAGUUAUAACUAUCAUAAAUUUGAAAUAGAUGUUUUAUUUUUUAGAGCAUCAAGACUUGGAAGAUUCGAUAUAAUCAAAUACUUUUGUUCUUUGGCUGAUGAGAAAUGGUCGUUCUACACUGCGAUGGUAGAAUCUAUUUUCUCAGAGAAUUUAGAACUACUAAAGUAUUUGGCUGGUAAAUUUGAAUUGAUUGGAGCCAAACCGUAUUUAGAGGCAAAAAAUAAUAUAUUUGAUACUGCCGCUUUUGUAGGAAAUAUCGGGAUCAUCCAAUGGAUCGAUGAAAAUUGGUCGAUCCGAGAAAAGUGCUAUCGAACAAUGUAUAGAAAGGCAGUGGUAGCUGGACAUCUUCAUGUACUCGAAUAUCUAGUUAUACAGUGUAGUCAAUUAGGUCUUUCCAGCACUAGAGAUCUUAUACUGCUCGCCAUAAGGAAGGAUCGGUUUGACAUAUUUAAACUAUUAGUUUCAUCGAUAGGUAAGAAUCAUUUCUACUCGCUGAAAGCAAUCGUUGAAGUCUCGGAGAAUGGCAACUUGGAUUUGUUGAAAUGGAUAAAUAAUAAUACUACAUGUACAACUGAUACUAGUGCUUUGGAUCUGGCUGCUAAACUUGGGCGGUUGGAUAUUGUUAGAUAUUUACAUUUAAUAGAACUGAAGGAGCGACCUUUCACGCAAUGGAUCUUGCCGCGGCCAAUGGUCAUUUCGAAACAAUGGAGUGAAGGUUGUACCAAUCACGCGUUUGACUCUGCCAUUAAAAUUGAGCGACUAGAUAUUGUAAAUUGGUUAAUUGCCAAUAGAUCGGAAGGAUUCUCUUACAAGUCACUUGAGUAUGCUGCUUACAAUGGUAGUGUGGAGCUAAUGAAAAUGCUACUACGCAUAACAACCUUUGAAGUUACAGAGGCUGUAAUGAAUCUUGCUGUUAGAAAUGGAAGAUUGGAAUUGUUAAAGUGGCUAUUUGAAAAUGAUAACAAUAGUUUAAAAUCUAUUUUACAAGAGUCUAUUGAUAGCGCUGCUAAUAAUGGAUCGGUCGAUGUGAUAAGUUGGCUAAACGACAAUACGACACUGCGAAAUAGCCAGGCGACAAUAUGGAAAUGUAUGAUGACUGGAAAGUUGGAAGCUGUCCAAUGGUGGCUCAAGAAAGCAGCACCUGAGGAUGAUGUUCCAGAAUGCAUACGUGGCGUCAUUCAAACAGCUGCUAGAUUCGGUCACAUACAUAUCCUAGAUUGGCUGUUUUCUAACUAUCAAAGUAUUUUCUCGAUCGAUCAAGAGGAAUUUGAACACACAAUGGAAAUAGGUGACGAAAGAACUCUCAGAUGGAUAUUGAACAAAAUUGGUGUGCCAAAGUAUGUUACAUCUAUUAAUUUAGAAAAAUACAACACCAGCAGAAAAACAAUAAUUAUUCUAAAACUUUUUAUUAAACGUAAUAAUAUCAACCUUUUAAAAUAA